This is a messenger RNA of Mus musculus (house mouse), 2768 nucleotides long. RefSeq names its product N(alpha)-acetyltransferase 60, NatF catalytic subunit (gene Naa60). The transcript is spliced from 7 exons. Gene Ontology annotation, molecular function: protein-lysine-acetyltransferase activity; histone H4 acetyltransferase activity; protein-N-terminal amino-acid acetyltransferase activity. Gene Ontology annotation, cellular component: Golgi membrane. Bases 599 to 1000 code for a protein of 133 amino acids. Gene Ontology annotation, biological process: nucleosome assembly; cell population proliferation. The record is from RefSeq and is a predicted model, not a curated record. Lineage: Eukaryota; Metazoa; Chordata; Mammalia; Rodentia; Muridae.
CGCGAGCGCGGGGCGGUGCCUUUUGAGUCAGGGCUUCUAGCAAUCACCAGCGCCAGCAUCUAUUAAUACUAACCUCCAGUGGGGGAAGAGCAGGCCAGCGGCGGAGCCGUGCGUCUCAGGACUAGGGAGGCCUCGGAGCUCCUCUGACCCGCUUGAUCGAGGAAAGGCGCCCUCUGACCCGCUUGAUUGAGGAAAGGCGCGGAAACCCCGGCCCGCCGCCGCCGGUGUCCACGCAUGCACGCAAGGGCAGCUGGGCGGCUCGCAGCUGUCUUGAGCUUCCGCCGCCAGUGCGGGAGGCUUCGGGAGCAGGUCCCGCCAGCGGCCAGAGGCUUGCCAGCUCCCAACAUGGUGGCGGCGGCGUCAGGGAGGGCGGUGCCACAUGGCGUAGCAGCCAAUGAUCUUCCGGGCUGCGCCGCCGGCAGCACAGGAGAGGCGGAAGUGCCGCGGGGCCGCCUUCCCUGUCCCGGCUGCGGCCCCUGCCGGUUACAUAAUCUGUCGCGGGGGACCGCGCAGUCCCACGUCCGGCUUCCCGGCUCCCCCAGGAUGCGCUGAGCCUUGAGACACCGUCCGCUGCCGCCGGCUCCCGUCCGAGGUGUGAAUGACAGAGGUGGUGCCUUCCAGCGCCCUCAGCGAGGUCAGCCUGCGCCUCCUCUGCCACGAUGACAUAGACACUGUGAAGCACCUGUGUGGCGACUGGUUUCCCAUUGAGUACCCAGACUCAUGGUAUCGUGAUAUCACAUCCAACAAGAAGUUCUUCUCCCUUGCUGCAACCUACAGAGGUGCCAUUGUGGGAAUGAUAGUAGCUGAAAUAAAGAAUAGGACCAAAAUCCAUAAAGAGGAUGGAGAUAUUCUAGCCUCCAGCUUCUCUGUGGAUACACAAGUUGCAUACAUCCUCAGUCUGGGAGUGGUGAAAGAGUUCAGGAAACACGGCAUAGGACCACUGCAAAGCCAUCUACCUGCAUGUUCUCACCACCAACAAUACAGCAAUAAACUUCUAUGAAAACAGAGACUUUAGGCAGCAUCACUAUCUGCCCUACUACUACUCCAUUCGAGGGGUCCUCAAAGAUGGCUUCACCUAUGUCCUCUACAUCAAUGGCGGCCACCCUCCCUGGACCAUUUUAGACUACAUCCAGCACCUGGGCUCAGCACUAGCCAACCUGAGCCCCUGCUCCAUCCCACACAGGAUCUACCGCCAGGCCCACAGCCUGCUCUGCAGCUUUCUGCCAUGGUCCAGCAUUUCCACCAAAGGUGGCAUAGAGUACAGCCGUACCAUGUAAUGCCAUUGGGGCAGCCUCCACCAGGCCUCUGUCCUCAGCACUUUGUGGAACCUGUUUUCCUGUCUGUCUGACUUUUGCUGUCCUUUUCGAGGAGCUGGUGGCCACCUGCCGGCCCAUCAGCCUGCCCCAGCUGCAGGCCCGGUGCUAUGCUGGCUCAGGAGCAGAAUAUAUACUGGUCAUCAACAGGCUCUCCUUUUUACCUGGAGUCCUUGCCCUGCCUCCAUGCCCUGGCACCACCCAAUGGCCUGGCAGGUGUGUCUACAUUCACUGGGAAAGGGCUUGCCAGGCUUCUCUGCUCCUGCUCCUUCAGCUCCUUCCUACAAGAUGGACUGAAUUUUGCUGAAAACGUGGACAUUUUGACCCUGAAGACACAGGAACCUUAGAAUAAAGAGGCACAGCAAGGAGAAUGUCAGUUUUUGUUUAGGAAUGCCCUAAAGAAGUAUAGAUGGAAGCGUUCUUACUCCUCCAUGAAAGGCUGGAAACGGGGAAGAGAAAGAGGGGCUGGCCCUUCACAAGAAUUUAAAGCUUCAGGAAUCAGUCCUCUGCAUAGACAGUUAGAUGGACAGUUCCCUGUUCCCAGUGUUCUGCCCACUUCUUCCGUCCAGAAGGACCAUCCUGCCUGUUGAAUCCUGGCAUGCUCCACAUAGCGACCACACUGGGAGCUGGGCCAAGGACAGGUAGCUGUUGGCUUCUGGAUUCCUUCCAUGCUUAUCCUCUAGAAGCUGAAACUUCAAGGCCUGGGCUAAUGCAGACAGGAGGUGGCUGAGCUCUGUGUUGACAUCUUUGCUACUGUGGACCCAUGGGACCUGGCCUUGGGAGUAGCAGCUGGUGCCUGUGGUCCUUCAGCCUCUGCGGCAGAGGCUUCUGUCAGUACCAUGAAUUGUGCUUGCAGCAGACAUCUCAAGUUUCCAGCAUCCCUUCCCUUGUGCCCUCAAGUGUUUGCUGUCACAGUCCUGCCCAGAAUUGCUGCAGUAUGACAGGAGCCCUUCAGGGUGUCCACAGCCCCUCACUGUGCCAGGCUGAUGAAAAACAGCUUUAUUGACAGGCCUCAUUACUGAGUGCUUCCUCCCUCAGCGUCCUCCCUCAGCAUCUCCUGGCUCAGGGCUCUCAGGCUGUAGAGCCAGCCAAAGGCUGCCUGGCCUCAGAGGGGGAAGGGUCCCCACAAAGGAAUAGCAAGGCAGUAAAGUAUCCCCCUCCCUCAACAGAACUAGCCAGCAGGUAGCCAGUCCUGACUAGUUUUGGUUGUGUGCUGAGGCCCCAGCCCUGCAUCCUCUCCCUUUUCAGUCAGUGCUGAUCAUGUGAUUUUCAUUUCUGCCCUGUGUAGUCAAGGAAGAGUCUUCCAGAAGGUUCUCACUUGGGCAUUCAUAAAUCCAUCUCAAAGGCCUCUACCUGUCUCCCUUUAGUCCCAUAAUCAUUGCAGUGUUCAGCCCAGUGUUGAACAAAUUGUAGCGUGUAGUCUCAUUACAAAUAAAUAGACUUUCAUUAGUCUCA